Messenger RNA from Striga asiatica, 1722 nucleotides. Lineage: Eukaryota; Viridiplantae; Streptophyta; Magnoliopsida; Lamiales; Orobanchaceae. The record is from the annotation of a GenBank genome assembly.
AUGUCCACCACCACCUCCGACGACGACGAACAGAAUCACGAGAAUCCCGAAGCGAUCCCUCGGAAGCCCAAAUACAAGCGCCGCAAGGUUGCAAUAUUCUUCGCCUACUGCGGCGUGAGCUACCAGGGGAUGCAGAAGAACCCCGGCGCUAAAACAAUCGAAGGCGACCUCGAGGAGGCUCUCUAUUUGUCCGGAGCCGUCCCCGAACCGGACAGGGGUCAACCGAGGCGAUACGACUGGGCCCGGUCCGCCCGUACCGACAAAGGCGUCAGCGCCGUCGGCCAGGUGGUAUCGGGCCGGUUCUACAUCGACCCGCCCGGCUUCGUCAAGCGGCUCAACUCGAACCUGUCCCCGCAGAUCCGAAUUUUCGGAUACAAGCAGGUCACGCCGUCGUUCAACGCGAAGAAGUUCUGUGACCGGCGGAGGUACGUUUAUCUUAUCCCGGUGUUUGCACUUGAUCCGUCUUGUCAUCGGGAUAGAGAGAGCGUGUUGGCCAGCGUGGGGUCCGGAAAUGAGCUGGUCAAGUGCCUGGAGUGUUCGGAAAGAGGAAGGAAGGUUUUGGGGGUUAUGGGUAAGUGUCGUUAUGAGUCGCAAGGUGUUUCUAUGAAUGUUGAGGUUGCUCCAGGCAUUUCAUUGAACGAUCCUAGUGCAAGUGCUUUAACUGAAGAGAAUUCUGUAAUUGAAUCCUUGGAGGAUAAUGAUUCUGAAAAUAACUCAAGUAUCAAAACUGGGAAAGUUGAGGAGGAUUGUCUUCAGAGAAAUCCGAAAAAUGGCUAUCACCAGGCAAAAAUAAAGAAGAGAAAGUUUCAUUAUGGUGAAGAGGAGAAGGAGAGGUUUAACAGAAUACUAAACUACUAUGAAGGGACACAUAACUUCCACAAUUUCACCACACGAACAAAAGCAGAGGACCCUGCAGCCAAACGAUACAUUGUCUCGUUCAAUGCUAAUGCUGUAAUCAGCAUUGAUGGACUGGAAUUUGUCAAGUGCAAAGUCGUGGGCCAGAGCUUCAUGCUUCACCAAAUACGCAAAAUGAUUGGUCUUGCUGUGGCAAUCAUGAGGAAUUUUUCUGCCGAGUCGUUAAUUCAAACUGCUUUUGAUCCGAAGGUAAAUAUAAAUGUGCCUUUGGCCCCUGAGGUGGGGUUGUACUUGGACGAGUGCUUUUUCUCGUCGUAUAACAAAAAGUGGAAGGAUAGCCAUGAAGAGCUCUCGAUGAGGGAUUAUGCGGAUGAGGCUGAAGAGUUCAAGAAUAAGUACAUUUAUUCCCAUGUUGCCUCAACUGAGCACAAGGAUGGGUCAGUGGCACUUUGGCUGCACUCUUUGAACUACCGUAAUUAUCCGGAUUUACAUUUUAUUGUGGGCAAUGGCUCAGGUGGUGAUGGCAAGGGGAAUGGGGUUGUGGAUGGUUGUACUAUAUCUGAUGUGAAGCAUGAGGACGUUAAAAGUAUGGAUGAGUUGACUUGACUUUUUAAAAUUCUUGCUGUUUAAUAAUUUUGAAAAAAAAAAAAGACGAGUGUUUUCAAUGUUGUAUUGGCUUUUUUGAGAUUGGUUUUGUCGACCAUUGUCGUUUGAUGUUUAGAUCUAAUAUGCUCUGAGGUCUGCUGAUAGAAGUUUCAGUUAGUUAUCAGUUGGACCAUGUAACUCUAUUGUCAAAUAUAGUUUUCCAGUUGAGUGUGUUGGACAUGGUAUUAUGCUGGUUUGACUUUUAUAGGAACACCGAACAUC